This is a messenger RNA of Pygocentrus nattereri (red-bellied piranha), 1929 nucleotides long. RefSeq names its product solute carrier family 22 member 7-like. Gene Ontology annotation, biological process: transmembrane transport. Gene Ontology annotation, cellular component: membrane. The coding region runs from base 100 to 1704 and encodes 534 amino acids. Lineage: Eukaryota; Metazoa; Chordata; Actinopteri; Characiformes; Serrasalmidae. Gene Ontology annotation, molecular function: transmembrane transporter activity. The record is from RefSeq and is a predicted model, not a curated record. The transcript has 9 exons.
UAGAUUAGAUACAAGCAAUGAGAGGAAAGCAGCGGGACUCUAAUUCGUCACAGUCCAGGUGAGGUGGUCUGGCAAGACAUUUUACAGAAGCAAGCAAAGAUGAAGUUUGAGGAUAUUCUCUCAGAGAUCAAUGGUUUUGGAACCUUCCAGAAGACUUUGCUGUUAAACAAUUUCAUAGGCCGCUUUGGCCUUGCUUGCCACUUCAUCCUGAAUAUCUUUAUUAACGUCAUUCCAUCUCACCACUGUGACUUCAACGCUCUGGAUGCUGAUGGUGUUUUUGGGAAUCUGACUUAUGAGCAGAGAUUGACUGUCAGUAUUCCACAACGUGAAGAUGGAACCUUUGACUCCUGCCUCAUGUUCUCAGAACCUCAAUUUGACCUGCUGAAGAACAUGUCCAGUCCUACAGAACCUCCUGUGGUCCCGUGCCAGAAUGGAUGGAUAUAUGAUAACAGCACAUUCACCAGCUCUCUGGCCACUCAGUGGGAUCUGGUAUGUGAGAAGGCCGGGAUGAAUAAAGCUGUGGUGACCAUCUUCUUCCUUGGGGUGAUGUUUGGAGCGACUAUGUUUGGGAGCCUAAGCGCUACAUUUGGUCGUAAGAAGAUGCUCCUGGUGUCGUACAUCUCAGCGAUGGGCUUUGCAUUGGUCAGCGUCUUCUCUUCCUCCUUCACCAUGUUUGCAGUGUUGAGAUUCUUCACUGGGUUGAGCAUCACUGGCAUCGUCAUCAUCUCCACUAUACUCAAUGUGGAGUGGGUAGACAUUGAGCACAGGAAGCUGGUGGGUGUGAUUGACAGCAUGUCAUGGAGUUUUGCAACAAUGUGCUUCUGUCCGAUUGCCUACUGGAUUAGAGAGUGGAGAUGGCUGACUGUCGCUGUGACUUUACCAAUCAGCAUUUCCAUCAUCUCCUGGUGGUGGAUUCCAGAGUCUGCACGGUGGCUAAUAGCUAAUGGGAAGGUAGAAGAAGCUCAUUAUUAUCUUCGGAAAUGCGCUAUCAUGAACCGCAGAGAGGAAUUCAUCUCCCACAUCAAACCUGAGGUGCUCUCCAGUAUCGUGGGCACAGAUGGAGAAAACAGGAAGUACUCAUAUCUGGAUCUGGUGAGGACUCCUAAGAUGAGACGACUGGCCCUAAUGACUGGCCUCACCUGGUUUUGUGUUGCUACCGUUGCCUAUGGAAUUGGAUUCAGUAUUGGAAGUCUUGGUCUGAACCUGUACCUCACUCAGUUUGUGUAUGGAGCCAUCGAGAUUCCUUCUAAACUCGGUGUGUACUACCUGCUCGACCGGAUCGGCAGACGGACCACAGUGGUUGGAGCUCUGCUACUGGCUGGUUUUAGUCUCAUGAUUAACAUAUUCAUUCCCAAAGAUCAGACAGUGGUUCGGACGGUCAUAGCCGUGCUGGGUCGAGGCUUCUCGGGUGCCUCCUUUAUGACAACAAUAUUGUACAGCUCUGAACUGUACCCAACUGUUCUCAGGCAGAACGGGAUGGGCUACAACUCCUUCUUGGCUCGACUGGGCGUGUCUGUGGCUCCUCUGAUCCUCCUGCUGGACGAUGUGUGGGGUCACCUGUCCCAAGUGAUUCUGUGUUCUGUGGCGUUGUUUGCUGGUUUGGUCGCCUAUCAGCUGCCUGAGACCCGAAACAGGUGUCUGCCUGAGACUAUAGAGGACAUUGAGGGAACGAAGCAAAAGCUCAGUGAUAUCAUUUCAGAGUGAUCAUUUGGGGACUUUUUUCAUUUAAUGUUUAUUUCAAAGGAUUUUAAGAGAAUAAGAUCAACAUUGAUAUGGGAUUUUUACCCUGCAAUAUGGACCUGUCAUGCUUAAUACAUCACUGUUUGAAAUCAAAUCAAAAUCAAAUCAAUCACGGGUGCGAAGGUAAGUGCAAAUCGUAGGUGUGUGUGGACCCUUUGUAGGACUUAAAUACAAAAAGUAAUACAUGCA